AUGUCUCGCGCCGAGUUUGACCGCGAACACAAGCUCGUCACGUCGUACCUCUUCCCUCCUUUCGCGCUCGCGGGCGCCCGAUUGUCCAUCGCGUUCUACAUCUUGGUCACUUUGGUGUUCCAGCUAGCAUGGGAGUCUACGAAGGAUGAUAGCAUUGAUUCAUUCUUCUCUUACUUCACCAACCUCACCUUCAUUGGGUUGUGCGCGUACUUCUUCGCGUCGGGCGUUCAGACGUUCUUCUAUGCACGGAGUCCCAUCAGUGACUAUCCUCUCCAAUCCUGGCCACGGAUACUUCGAUACCUGCAUGUUCUGCUGUUGUCCACCAUCGCCACAUUUCCCUUGCUAGUGACGAUUGUCUACUGGGCCCUGCUAGCCUCGUCCUCGACAUUCGCAACGCCCUACAUAGCCUGGUCUAACAUCUCGAAACACGCCUUGAACACUGUCUUCGCCCUGUUCGAAGUUACUCUAACAAGUAUCGGGCCCAUGCCAUGGAUCGACCUGCCCGCCACGCUCGUCAUGCUAGGAGGUUACUUGGGAGUCGCCUACAUCACUCACGCGACACAAGGGAUAUACACGUAUUCUUUCCUCGACCCCAAGAAACAAGGAGCCAAACUUGCGGCGUACAUCGUCGGCAUCGCUGUUGGUCAGAUCGUCAUCUUUGUCGUGGUUCUGGGGAUCAUCCAUCUUCGCGAACGUUUCACUGUUCACAAAUCAAUCAAGAAUCUUGCAAAAUACUGA
Cyclocybe aegerita is the source of this 738-nucleotide messenger RNA. The record is from the annotation of a GenBank genome assembly. NCBI's taxonomy places the organism in Eukaryota, Fungi, Basidiomycota, Agaricomycetes, Agaricales, Hemipholiotaceae.